Molecule: messenger RNA, 2999 nt
Organism: Scatophagus argus
Lineage: Eukaryota; Metazoa; Chordata; Actinopteri; Scatophagidae
Product: double-stranded RNA-specific editase 1-like
Exons: 10
Coding region: 246-2501 (751 amino acids)
Biological process (GO): adenosine to inosine editing; RNA processing
Cellular component (GO): cytoplasm; nucleolus
Molecular function (GO): double-stranded RNA adenosine deaminase activity; tRNA-specific adenosine deaminase activity; double-stranded RNA binding
Source: RefSeq, a predicted model, not a curated record
AAAGACAGAGCAGGGAGGAGCAGGAGACAUCCCAGCCCAUUUAUCUGACAGCCAUUUACCACAGCGAGAGUCAGUGUGCCAACAGCUCUCUGCCUACUUCAUGGUCGGCUGGCUGCCCCUUCCCUCCCCUCCUCUGUCUAAAGUUGUAUAGACGCACUCUGUGUCUGUACUUAGCAUUAGGAACACAUCAGAGCCUGCAGGGUAUAGCCGAAAAGGACAGAUCAGCCCUCUGUGAGCCCCGAGCCAUGGCUCUGCUGCUGGACGGCUCUCACGCCACGGCAGCUUACUACUGCCUGAUCCGCCACAGGUUCAAGAGGAGGAGGAAGAAACGCUCAGAGCGCAAAGGUCGAGUGGGCGCUCGGGUACCUCGAAACCAACAGAGGCUGCUAACCAUAGAGGGGGACGAAGUCGAAAGCAUGAGUUCAUGCAGCACAGAUGUUAAGGAAAAUCGGAACUUGGACAAUCUCUUCUCCAAAGAGGGUGUUGCAGCUGAGGCUGCUCAACUCCCCAAUGGGAGUGCUGGGUGUGGGAGGAAACGUCCCUUAGAGGAGGGCAAUAAUGGGCAUACGCAUUCCAAGUACAGACCCAAGAAGCGUAAGAAAGUCCCUGGGCCCAUUCUGCCUAAGAAUGCCCUAAUGCAACUGAAUGAGAUCAAGCCAGGGCUGCAGUACAAACUGCUCUCUCAAACCGGUCCGGUCCAUGCACCUGUCUUUGUGAUGACUGUGGAGGUCAAUGGACAGCUCUUCGAGGGCUCGGGACCUACCAAGAAGAAAGCCAAACUGAACGCAGCAGAGAAGGCCCUGCGCUCCUUCGUCCAGUUCCCCAACGCUUCUGAAGCCCACAUGGCCAUGGGCCGGACUCUGUCUGUUCACACGGACUUCACCUCGGACCAGGCUGACUUUCCAGACAUGCUCUUUAAUGCCUUUGAGACAUCCACUUCUGUCGAUGACCCGUUUUACCUUGCAUCCAGCAGUAAUGGUUCCUUCAGCUCACUGGGAAUAGAGUACCCAUUGCUACCCUCCCCUGUACCAAACCUGGUCCAGGCUCCCCUGCCUCCGGCCCCCUCCACCUUCAUCUCCCCUACAAGCGGCAAGAAUCCUGUCAUGAUCCUGAACGAGUUGCGGCCGGGCCUGAAAUAUGACUUCGUGUCCGAGAGUGGGGAGAGCCAUGCCAAGAACUUUGUCAUGUCAGUGAUGGUAGACGCUCAGAAUUUCCAGGGUUCUGGGCGAAACAAGAAGCUGGCCAAGGCCCGGGCUGCCCAGGCGGCUCUGUCUGCUCUGUUUAACAUGCAGCUGGAUCAGGCACCAUCAAGACAGCCUAUACCCAGAGAAGGACUGCAGCUUCACCUGCCUCAGGUCCUGGCGGAUGCUGUCUCUCAUCUGGUUGUUGACAAAUUCAGCGAACUGACGGACAACUUCGCGUCUCCGCACGCUCGACGGAAAGUGUUGGCAGGUGUCGUCAUGACGACAGGUACUGAUGUGAAGGAGGCUGAGGUCAUCUGCGUGUCCACGGGGACAAAGUGCAUCAAUGGUGAAUAUAUGAGUGAUAGAGGUUUGGCCCUCAACGACUGCCAUGCUGAGAUCGUGGCUCGUCGGUCACUCAUCAGGUACCUGUACUCCCAGCUGGAGCAUUUCCUCAGUAACCAUGAAGAGGAGCACCGCAAAUCCAUCUUUACCAGGUACGACAACAGACAAGGCUUCAGACUGAAGGAAAAUGUCCAGUUCCACCUGUACAUCAGCACCUCCCCUUGCGGAGACGCCCGCAUCUUUUCUCCUCAUGAAGCUGGAGUGGAGGAUCAGGGAGAUAGACACCCGAACAGAAAAGCACGUGGGCAACUCCGCACUAAAAUCGAAUCCGGUGAAGGAACCAUCCCAGUACGUUCCAGUAACACCAUUCAGACCUGGGAUGGGGUUCUCCAGGGCGAGAGGCUGCUCACUAUGUCCUGCAGUGACAAGAUUGCCAGGUGGAACGUGGUUGGAUUCCAGGGUUCUCUGAUGAGCUACUUCACCGAGCCUAUCUAUUUCUCCAGCAUCAUUUUGGGCAGCCUGUAUCAUGCCGACCACCUCUCCAGAGCCAUGUACCAGAGGAUUACCGAGAUCGAGGACCUGCCACAGUCCUUCUGCUUGAACAGACCACUGCUCAGUGGAAUAAGCAACGCAGAGGCUCGUCAGCCAGGAAAAGCACCCAACUUCAGUGUGAACUGGACGGUGGGAGACCAAGUCCUCGAGGUGAUCAAUGCCACCACGGGGAAAGACGACCUGGGUCGACCCUCCAGGCUCUGUAAACACGCUCUUUACAGUCGCUGGAUGCGCCUGUACUGCAAGCUGUCCUCCACCCUGCGCAUCAGAACGGCGAGGCCCAGCAGCUACCACGAGGCCAAGCAGGCGGCGUUGGAGUACCACAGCUCCAAGCAGACGCUCUUUAGAGCCUUUCACAAAGCAGGACUGGGCGCCUGGGUUAAGAAACCUAUAGAGCAGGACCAGUUUUCACUCACUUCCUGAGUCAGUGCUGCAGCGUUGACGGUUAGCAGCGGUGGUCUUUGACAGAAAACAUGACAGUGCUGCUUGCUUUACUUUGUGUAACAGAUUUGGUCAGUUUCAAGUGGCGGAAAGUUUAUUGGAAAGAAAGAGGAUGUCAUGAAUUUAACAUUCCUCCUUUAAUUUUUAUAGCCUCAUACUACUCCUCUCAGCCAGCACUAUACAUUAAAAAAGAUUAUUAUUCAGUUAGUUAUGCAACUUUAUACAAAGGACAAAUGUAAUAAAAAACUUUGGGAAUGGAAACUUGUAAACAGCAUUGUUAGUUAAAAUGGCACUUGUUUAUAUAAGAGUAGUGAUACGUUCAUUUUGCAUGUAUGAUUAAGCCAAAUUCAUAGGAAGUCUGUUUGUUAUCACAUUCUGUAUUAUGAUCUCAAAUUAUCAGUGUUGUGAUAAUUCAAGAAUGUUCUCCCGCAGUUUGGAAAAAAAAAAAAAAACACUGUGUUUUAUCUGCAGUUCUUUGAC